This is a messenger RNA of Gossypium raimondii (Peruvian cotton), 672 nucleotides long. RefSeq lists its product as uncharacterized. The record is from RefSeq and is a predicted model, not a curated record. Bases 1 to 672 code for a protein of 223 amino acids. The transcript has 2 exons. NCBI's taxonomy places the organism in Eukaryota, Viridiplantae, Streptophyta, Magnoliopsida, Malvales, Malvaceae.
AUGGCCACAGUCAACAACAUAAGACUGUUUGGAGAUGAGUUUAUUGACAAGAGGAUAGUUGAAAAGUUCAUUACUACUCUACCAGAGAAGUAUGAGUCAAAAAUCUCUUCUUUGGAAAACUCGAGGGACCUAUCAGCUAUACCCUUGACAGCGCUGAUAAAUGCUCUCUAUGCACAAGAGCAAAGAAGAGCAAACAGAAUGGAGGAGCAUUUUGAAGGAGCUUUUCAGGCCAAGAGCAGAGAAAGCUUAAGCUCGAGCUCAAGUUACAAAGAAAAAUAUUGUUGGUACAGGCCUGACAUUCAGUGUAAAAGCUGCAAGCAACUAGACCACAUUGAAAAGGUUUGCAAGAAUAAGGUAAAAACACAACCACAGCAGCAGAAUCAAGCUCAAGCUGCUGAGGAUGUGCAAUCUCAGGAAGAGCAUGUCUUUACUGCCUCCUACUUUGCAAGUUUAAACAAAGUUAGGAAAAAUUGGCUGAUUGACAGUGGCUGCACUCAUCACAUGGCUUCAAAUAAAGGCAUGUUUAAAGAGCUAGACACCAGCCUUGUGUCCAAAGUUAGAAUUGGGAAUGGUGAGUUCAUCGAGGCCAAUGGCAAAGGCAAGGCUGUGAUUUGCACUCAGUCAGGUAACAAAACCAUUUCAGAAGUUCUUUUUGUACUUGACAUUAACUAG